Puntigrus tetrazona (Sumatra barb) is the source of this 1844-nucleotide messenger RNA. It is a transcript of the gene il17a/f3, whose product is annotated as interleukin 17a/f3. The transcript is spliced from 3 exons. Lineage: Eukaryota; Metazoa; Chordata; Actinopteri; Cypriniformes; Cyprinidae. The record is from RefSeq and is a predicted model, not a curated record. Gene Ontology annotation, molecular function: cytokine activity. Gene Ontology annotation, cellular component: extracellular region. Gene Ontology annotation, biological process: inflammatory response.
CUGACCCAUAUAAAGUGCAUCUCAUUGCACUGCUGGUGUAGAAAUGUGCUAUUCAGAAGUCCGCUGCACAAUAUGUGGGUGAAACAUGAGAGCGUGGGAGGACACAGAAUUAAGUGUUCGAUUAAACAUAUAGUGAAACAGAAGAACGUCUUCUAGCCCACGUGGAAAAAAAAAAACAUUGCAAAAAGACAUGCGUUGCAGGUUGGACUUGAUUGCCACUGAGUUCAAGGAUCUCAAGAUGACUAUCUAUAAUACUCUAGAUUUGGCUCUAUACAUCAAGAUCAGGAAGUUUGAGGCUUUCUCACCAGCCCAUAUAAACAGAAGAAAAAUAGAUGCAGGGCUCAGUCACUCACUGGACCAACUCUGAAGGGAACUAAUCAAGGAGCUUACAUUUUUAUUCUGAAGAUGCAACUCUCAAUGGUUUUCAGAGCUGUGCUGCUGCUUUAUCUGCUUGCCUUGUUAUUAAAUCCUGCUGCUUCUGAGAAAAAGUGAAAAAGAAAAAGAAAACCGAAGUGUCAAAAGAAAGGAAAGUGGGUCAUCUUGGAUCCAUCUCUGAGCCUCUCGACGAUUCCCCCGCAGUCUCCAAGCAGAUCUUUAUCACCAUGGACUUACGAAGAAUCCUAUGACGAUUCACGAAUCCCAUCCACAAUUUCUGAGGCAAAAUGUGAAAAAAGAGGCUGCUUAACCAAAGAUGGGGAGGAAGACUUGGGACUGGAAUCUAAACCCAUCAACUAUCAGAUCAUCGUCUUGAAGAGAGUGAAGAAAAAAAAUUCGAAGAACUACACCCUUCAGCUAGAGACUAAAGAAAUUAGUCUGGGCUGUACAUGCGUUCUACCCGUCGUCGUGCCUCAGAAUUAGUUCUGUACUCUUACUGUAUUAAAUAUUGUUAUUAUAUCUAAUCUGCUUAUAGGUGCAACAAGCGUCUGUGGCUCUUUUCAACAGCUUUAUAUUUAUUAUCUUUGAUUAAUUAAAUAUGUUUUUCUUUGCUUUAUAAUGGUCAGUUUCAGUGCUAUAACUGUAUUAAUAAGACAAGAUCAAAUGCAAAAAAAAAAAAAAAAUCGUUGGUUUAGUUAAGAGAAGCAUUUAUUUGAUUCGAACUAGAGAAUUUAGUCAUCUGGAAAUUACAAACACAGGGAGGAUUUACAUUCCAUUUUCUCACCAAAUCUGGUCGAUUAACAACAAUUCUGAGCAUUGCACAUACGACAGCUCUUCUGACGCUGCAGACACCAACAUCAAACUUCUAUUUCUUCGUAAAAUAAAUGACUAGAAUAAAGCUCAGUGACAUGCCAAAGCAAAGUGCACCAUUCAUAUCUAAAACUAUUUCCCAAAUCCAAAGAGGAUCUUUUUGUCACACCUGAGUGAUAUCAUUCUUCAUUUCUGAGAUGCCGCUUAUGUGUUUUCCUACUGAUGAGCAUCAUAAUACAAAUAUAAUGAUUGAAAAAAAGCUAAAUGUGCUUUUGAGUUGUGCUUAAAGUGUCACUGUGCUCCACUUUUAAUGUAUCUGAGAGGGUUAUGAGAAUUUACUAGUAUUCAUUUGAUCAUAUUUUUACCUCACAACUGGAAAUGUGACAGAUAAUGUGAUAGAUAAACCUCUAGUCACCUGAUUACAGAUGCUUAAUAUAUUACACAAGCAUGCCUGAGGUUCUAUGAAACCCUAUUAUUGAAUAUUAAUAUCAAAUGAUAAUUAAAGAAGCAUGAGCCAAAGCCUCAUUAGAUGGCACGUGUUUUGGAAAAAGAUGCUUUUGUGAUACUGCCAUUAGUGAAGUGUGACUUUAAUAUGUAGUUUAUGUUAACGUAUUCAUCUGUACUGGUUAUGGAGGUUAUAAAAAGCAUCUCUUCAUCAA